Messenger RNA from Mya arenaria, 674 nucleotides. RefSeq lists its product as uncharacterized. The record is from RefSeq and is a predicted model, not a curated record. Bases 222 to 623 code for a protein of 133 amino acids. NCBI's taxonomy places the organism in Eukaryota, Metazoa, Mollusca, Bivalvia, Myida, Myidae. The transcript is spliced from 5 exons.
CUUGUUCACCUUGUUUACAGUACAGAAAUUCAGGAAAAGCCCUCCACAAUUUACCAUUUUUCUCUUUGAAUAGACACUGUCGAAUGUAAAACUCGGUGACCGUGGAGCCAUUUCUGUGAGAACGUGGUUCAGUCCAAGAUGAAAUGGACUUGAUGAUUGCAGAUAAGACAAAAUAAAGAUGUUUUUCCGAACCUGAAUGCUUCACGUAGUGUUUGACACUGAUGUGGUUUGGCAUUAAUACGAUUAUUUUCAGAUGGGCAGACGGCCAUAUAACAGCAAUGACCGGAUAUGUAGCUGUCAUUUUGUUGAUGGGAAGAAGGAAAAUGGUCCGGCCAUCUUCAGCUUCAGUAAAGAAGAUAUUAAAACCUAAGGAGGAAGAGGCUCUGGAACCAGAGAUUGAUGUGCCUGAUAUAGCCUCUGGCAGCAACCAUGACAAUAGCUAUGUACAACAGCGAUUGUCAGAAAUGGAUAAUAUGGAAAGCUCUACAGCGUGUUCAAAAUCUGGAAUGUUUUUUAGUAUUCAUAUGAAUAUUACAGACUCAAAAAAGAAUGCGCUUAAUCAAGGAAUCAAACUCAAUACCCCCAGUGAGUUGCAAUACAGAUGCUCUUACGUAAUGAGCUAACCGACCUCAAAAAGUUUCAUACUCUUUGACCAGCACUAUGUCCUGAACAAU